AUGGCCGAUCGAACGACCAACAUGGCCGAAGAAGAUCAAGACAGGGAGGUACAUACAAAUGAAGUGGAGAUUGAUGAAAAUAGCACAGCUACUUUGGGCGAAGAAAAACAAAAAAUAAAGAAAGAGGGAAUAGAUUUCAAGGUCAAAAAGAAGGAAGAAAAACAAAAACAAAAGAAAGGGGAUAUAGAUUUCGAAGUCGAAAAGAAUGAAGAAAAAGAAAAAAUAGACAAAAAACGAGGAGACCAGGUCGUCUCGAGACAAACAGAAAAAGAAAAAAUAGAAAUUAAAAUGGACCAGGAGGUCGAAAAGUUGAAAGAUGGUAAAGAGCAAGAGUCAGAACUCAAGUUAGAUUGUAUUUUCGAUGAUUCAUCGUUGGGAUUCAAAAGAGCAACAAAGGAGGAACAUAAAUUAGAAUCUGAAGAUCCACUCGAGGAAAUUAACUUGGGAACUGUUGAGAACAGAAAAGUGACUUAUAUUAGCAAGCUCUUGCAAAGGGAAUUGAAGGAGGAAAUAAUUCGAGUUUUGCAUGAAUAUAAAGAUUGCUUUGCAUGA
Molecule: messenger RNA, 552 nt
Organism: Cajanus cajan (pigeon pea)
Lineage: Eukaryota; Viridiplantae; Streptophyta; Magnoliopsida; Fabales; Fabaceae
Source: RefSeq, a predicted model, not a curated record